This is a messenger RNA of Ochotona curzoniae (black-lipped pika), 2361 nucleotides long. Its product is annotated as UDP-glucuronosyltransferase 2B13-like. The record is from RefSeq and is a predicted model, not a curated record. The coding region runs from base 4 to 1596 and encodes 530 amino acids. Lineage: Eukaryota; Metazoa; Chordata; Mammalia; Lagomorpha; Ochotonidae. The transcript has 6 exons. Gene Ontology annotation, molecular function: UDP-glycosyltransferase activity.
AAGAUGCUUGUGAAGUGUCUUUCUCUGCUGCUGCUGCUGCAGCUGAGCUGCUACUUCAGCUCUGGGAGUUGUGGAAAGGUGCUGGUGUGGCCGAUGGAAUUCAGCCAUUGGCUCAAUCUAAAGAUCAUGCUCAAAGAACUUGUCCAGCGAGGUCAUGAAGUAACUGUUUUGAGAUCUUCAGCUUCUAUUGUAAUCAAUGCCAAGAAUGAAUCUGGAAUUAAAUUUGAAACUUUUCCUACAUCUUACACUAAAGACGAAUUGGAAACCCUUUUCGGGUAUUGGAUCAAUAGAUGGAUAUAUAAUGUGUCAUUAAAUAUAUAUUGGGAGAAUUUUCCAGCGAUGCAAGGAUUCAUUUUAAGCUUUUCUGAUGUUUAUGAAAGAUUCUGCAAAGAAGUAGUUUUGAACAAGACACUCAUGACUAAACUGCAGGAAUCAAGGUUUGAUGUUGUUCUUGCUGACGCCUUCGCUCCCUGUGGUGAACUGCUGGCUGAGCUACUUAAAACCCCCCUUGUGUACAGUCUCCGUGGUUUCCCUGGCUACAUACUGCAAAAGCACGGUGGAGGGCUUCUAUUUCCUCCUUCCUAUGUACCUGUUAUGAUGUCUGGUUUAGGUGGCAAAAUGACAUUCAUGGAGAGGGUAACUAAUAUGUUAUGUGUGCUUUAUUUUGACUUCUGGUUUCCAAAGCUUAAUGAGAAGCGGUGGAAUCAGUUUUAUACCGAAGCACUAGGAAGACCUGCUACAUUCUUCGAGAUCAUGGGGAAAGCUGACAUGUGGCUCAUUCGAAGCUAUUGGGAUUUUGAGUUUCCUCGUCCACUCUUACCAAACUUUGAAUUUAUCGGAGGAUUCCACUGCAAACCUGCCAAACCUCUUCCUCAAGACAUGGAAGACUUUGUGCAGAGCUCUGGAGAAGAGGGAGUUGUGGUGUUUUCCCUGGGCUCAAUGAUCAGUAACAUGUCAGAAGAGAGGGCCAAUGUGAUCGCAUCAGCGCUUGCCCAGCUUCCACAAAAGGUUCUUUGGAGAUUUGAAGGCAAGAAACCAGACACCUUAGGACCCAACACUCGCCUCUAUAAGUGGAUCCCCCAGAACGACGUACUUGGUCAUCCAAAAACCAAGGCGUUUGUAACUCAUGGUGGAGCCAACGGUGUCUUUGAAGCAAUCUAUCACGGAGUCCCUAUGGUGGGCCUUCCUUUAUUUGCAGAUCAACCUGAUAAUAUUAUCUACAUGAAAGCCAAAGGAGCAGCUGUCAAAUUGGACUGGAAAACAAUUUCAAGUGCAGAGUUGCUCAGUGCCUUGAAAACAGUCAUUAAUGAUCCUUCCUACAAAGAGAAUGUCAUGAAGUUAUCAAGAAUUCACCACGAUCAGCCCAUGAAGCCCCUGGACCGAGCUGUCUUCUGGAUUGAGUAUGUCAUGCGCCACAAAGGAGCCAAGCACCUGCGGGUUGCAGCCUAUGACCUCACCUGGUACCAGUACCACUCUCUGGAUGUGAUUGGGUUCCUGCUGGCCUGUGUGACAAUCAUUAUUUACCUUGUCAUAAAAAGUGUUUUGUUGCUUUGUCAAAAGCUUGUUAAGAUGGGAAAGAAGAAGAAGAGGGAUUAAGGAACAUAAAGAAGCUAAAGCUGCUGAUUCUGAGAGAGAAAAGACAGUGUAAGGGCAGUGUUCCUGUUAAAAGAUAUAUUUAAAACUGCCAGAUGCAAGUGAAUUAUAAAAAAUGAUGAUUAAAGCUUGAAGUACAUUUUUUACCUCUUCAAUGUUACAAAUUUAUUUUUUAGUAAUACUUGAUAGCAUAAAUGUAGUAAACACUUCCACUAAAGUAAAAAGAUAAUAGCCUUUUUAUUUCAUUAGAUAUUUAACAUAUAAUUCAACAAUAUAAAGAGCUACUUGCAAAAAGGAAAAAAUGAACAUACUAAAUGUCUUUAAUUUCAUCUAUGUAUUUUUAAUAAAAAAGAAAAAAUGUACAUAUAUCCAUUAUUCUGAGUAACAGUGUUCCAUGCACUAUCAAAGCCAACUCAAGUCUAUUUAUGUGUUUUUCCCCCUCUAAUUUUCUCUAAGCGUUACACUUUCUAUUUUUAAGGGAUUUUUAAAUAUAUUAGGUUGUAAGGGAUAUUUCUGUUUACAAAACAAGUAACUCGUGCAAAUUUAUUAAUGAUUUUGUCAAAAUAAAUCUUAAAUGCAAUUUUAUAGACCAAGAAACAAACCUAUAUCUACUCAUUGAUGGUUAAAGAAUUUUUUUGUCUUAAUCUUAUCACAUUAAGCAAAAUGUUUACACAUUUGAACCAUGUACACAUCAUAAUAAACUUACUAGCUAUUUAAUCCUAUUUUACAUUAAAUUCCAAAAAUUAUGCAAUAGUUCGGAUGUUUGCU